AUGGCGAGCUUAAAACAGCAUCUCAAGGACGCCAAGAGCUACUUGGAUAGUCAAGACUACGAAUACUGCAUUGAAAGCGCUAAAGAGGCUCUGAAAAUCGAUAAAAACUGUUAUUUCGCCCACGUUUUUUUGGGUAAAGCUCUUUCCUGCAUCGAUGAACUCGAAGAAUCGAAAGCUCACUAUUUAACCGCAAUUGAUCUAGAUCCAGACAAUGUGCUGGCUUGGAAGGGUCUUUUUGUACUUUUCAAGCUAAGCAACAUUGCUCCAACGGUUGUAUCAUUCGACGAGUACUUUAACCUGUGUGGGAAGUACGCCGAGCUUCUUUUGCACCAACAGCUGCCAUUGACAGACCUUAUAAGUGACAUUCGAAAUUUCAAAAACUAUUAUAGAGACUCUCAGGAGUCGUACUUGCGUCAUAUGCGGCCGGGAACUCCAACAGCUGAGCUAUUGUCCCGCUACUUGAUUUCGCCCAGCGAUGCACUACAAGGACUGCUCAAUAUAGUCAGGUCUACAGAGCAGCAAAAAGUUUCGAAGCUGGUAAGUCGAGAGCGAUUGAAAAUUAGCGCCAAUCAGCCAGAUUACGAUUUGAAAGUUAACUCUAUCGCAUGGGAAGUCUACAAGGACUCAGAGGUGGACGACCUUUACCAGCAACUAAUUAACGUUACGGAUGAUGAUGAACAACGACGCAGCAACGAAGCCAAGUGGUUGGAAUAUAGACUGAAGGUAUUAAAGUCAAUGCCAGCAAACAUGAAAUCUCUAUUUUUCUCCAAAGUUAAGGGAAUGGUGGAAGAUAUGGUUAUUGUGGAUCACGAGUUUUUACUGGCAUGGCAGCUUUACUUUGAAUGGCAAGACUAUUCGGAUCUUAAUGGUAUGGAUAUCAACAUAAUUUCUAGGUUCAUGAAAAAGUUCCCUCGCGAGCCAUUGGCAGCAGUACUGUACGCUUGGGUAUCUUCAGACCUGUCCAUUUACAACUCUAAAGACUUUUAUGCAAAGACGUUUCAGGAAGAAAACACCAAUGGGUCCUCCUCAUCGAAUGUUGUAAUGGAUUUGAUUGACGAUGAAGUGGACGAAUCUGAAAAACAAAGGCUUGAACAACUGGUUGAUCCAGGGCUAGAAGAUCCGUCUUCAGGACUAUCUGAGGAUGAGGUCUUACUCUCGCUCACAGAAAACAUCAAGAAAACCCAACAAAGCAUUUUGGCUCAUCGUGUAGUUUCGCAUUACUACUUAUCCAUGCAUGAGUAUGAACACGCUUUACAGUAUGUCAAAGCCGGUACAAUCCUAUGUGCGCAAAGUGUUAAAGGUUUGGGCGCUCACUUGAGCAAUUCUAAGAAGGAAUUAACGCUGGAUUUGGCGACUACUUAUACAUACUUCGAGGCUCCCAAGAACCAUCCGACGGCACUUGCGUUAUUCGAAAAGGUACUUUCAGAAGACGCUGACAACGUCAAUGCUAAAAUGGGUAAAGGGCUGAUAGCCAUAGAAAGACGUGACUGGAAGGAAUCCUACGAUCUCCUGAAGGAUGUGUCUGAGCGCUAUCCUGAUAACUAUGAAGUUCUCUCCGAACUCGGAUGGAGCGAACUCAAUCUGGGCAACCAAGAUAUCGCAAUCGAGAAGUUUAAGCAUAUUUUGAACAAUUUUGAGGGUACGGACUUGAAAGCUCUUAAAUUCAGAUCUUUGAAUCACUGGAGAAUAGCAAAAGCUCUCAUCGACAAAGAUAAUAGCACGGACAGAGACCCAGCCUCUCAAGAUGUAAAACUUGCCUUCAAGCAAUUGGUCCAGUCAAUCAAAGUGAGCGACACUUUUGCCCCUGGUUACUCUACUCUUGGUGAUCUCUACUCCCAAUAUUACGAGGACCCAACAAGAGCGUUCAAGUGCUAUUUUAAGGCCUUUGAACUGGAUCCUAGCGAUCUUACUGCUGGAAAAUACAUGUGCGAGCAGUACUGCAGCUUAUCGAACUGGUCGUCGGCGGCAUUGAUCGCGGAACGAGUUGUCCAGGCGGAAAAGUCUAAGAGAGCUCUGCAGAAUGUUAAUUGGCCGUACCGUGUUCUUGGUAUUGCGUGCCUUGAAAAACAAUCUGACGCAGACUCAAUUGAGUGGUUUCAGUCUGCUUUACGUGUCGACUCUUCAGAUCUGGAGUCCUGGAUUGGCCUUGGACAGGCUUAUCACUCUUGUGGCAGGGUCGAAGCUUCACUAAAGGUGUUCGACAAAGCUCUUGAGGUAGAACCUGGCAACCCGCAUGCUUUAUAUUUCAAAGCCCUCGCGUCGUCCAAAAUGGGACAAUAUGAAGAAAGCUUGGAGGUACUUCGAGUGCUCACAAAAACCCACCCAACUGAGGAGCACUAUCAAGUCACAUUAGUUGAAAUCCUGAUUGAGCAUGCAAGAGUUUUACAUUUACAAGGUUACCUCAUUCAAUCAAUAGCCGCUGCUGCCGAAGUUGUGCAACAUGUUGAGACCAUUAUUCUACAAAUUUCUUCCGGCAGUCAAGCCGUGUGGAUGGUCUUGUCUAAGGCUUUGAAAUUAUUUUGCUCAGUACAGUCUCAGAUCCAUAGGUUACCCUUGGAAAGCCUGGUCAACAUAUUUGAUAGUCUCGAACCCAAAAACACCAAAGAAAUCGAUUCAAUCGAUGGCGUCAUUUACGCUUCGCUUCUUUCUGAUCUCGAGCAAGACAAUGUGGUGAUCGCUGCAAAAUUUUUGAUUUUAUCGGUCAAAUAUUCAUUGGCCUCCAAUGAUUACGAAAGACUUUCACGGACAGUGCGUGCUUCUCUAUGGUACAACUUAGGAGUAGUAGAAUUGGUGGCUUUUGUUAUCUUGAAAUCAAGCACAUACAGAGACGCCGCUAUUGUAAGCUUCAAAAAGUCUAUUGAGUUUCAAUCGAACACCGCUGAAGCAUGGAUAGGAUUUGGCAUCGCUUCCAUAGACCUGAAUUACCGAGUAGCUCAACAUUGCUUUAUCAAAGCAGCUGCGUUGGGACCAAGGGAUACGAGCGUUUGGUUCGGCAUGGCUGUUUUGGCGUUGAAGUAUAAUGACGUCGCCUUUGCAAAAGACGUUCUUAUGAAAUCACAGAGCAUUGCCCCUCAGGAUUCUACACCAUGGCUCGGCCUUGCUCUAGUAUCUGAAAAGAGCGGUUUUACAGAAGAAACCAGCAGGCUUUUUGCCCACUCAUUCGUACUCUCAAAUGGCAAGUCAAGUGCGGCUCAAAUUCUUUACGCGAAAAGUGUUCUCAACAUGCGAAUUGGAAACGGAGACGACGCGAGAGACGUUGGGGCAACUCAGGAUCUGAGCGCGGUUGCAUAUGGUUUGGAUGAAUACUUGAAAAAGAAUCCAGUCGACAAAUUCGCUCUACAGUGCGCUAUAUUGGCAUUUGAGAGGCUGCAUCAUUUUGAAGCUGCUCGAGCUCUUUCAGACCGCUUGCUUGAUAUCUUGGAGAGACGUUUCGAGAAACUUCAAGAUGACUCGGAGCUUUUCAACUUUGCUGUGAUCAAAUCGCAGAUGGCUCGUGUAUAUCUGGGAUCCCAAAUGUUUGAUUCUGCGCUUGAGAGUGCGGAUUUAGCCCAGGGUAUUCUAAGUGAAUAUGACAACGAAAGAGCCAAAAAAUCGGUCAUUUCGAAUCAUGCUGUUAUGGGACUGGCUUAUCUCUUUUCGGACGCCUUCGAUCAGGCUGUGGAACAGUUCAAAAGCAUUUUAGCGAAAUCCAGUGAAUCUAAAGAUCUUGUUAUAAUGAUUUCGAAGGUACUUUACAGUAUUGACUCCGAGGAGACCCGUGAUGUCGCUUUCAAAGAGCUUGUGGACUAUGUCAGCGAGCACGGACAAGAUCUGGUAGUGACUUUAACUAUUUCUGCAAUGUCAAUUUUAGAAGGAAGGGUAGAAGACAUGCGCAUGAUUCUAUCUGAACUAAAAAGCCUACCUCUGGAGUCAAUCGUCCUUGACAGGCACCGCGACAUUCCUUUCCUAAUCAGUAAAGUGGAAGAACGGGUACGUGGGGAUACACAAACGAUGGCUAUAUGGCAGAGAACAGCAUUUUUGUUCCCUAAUGACCCGAACUCUUGGCAAACGUUGGACAAAAAGGUCAGACUGCGUGUUUCUUCAGAUGGGCAAAACAAGGUGAGUGCCCAAAAUAUGAGCGAUUACUAUUGUGCCUUAGGCAAUGUUUCAAAAAUUCAAAGAGGCUUAUUCCUUUGUCCUUGGAAUACAAAGGCUAUAUCCAAGCUCGCGAGUUGCUUUUGA
Messenger RNA from Lachancea lanzarotensis, 4221 nucleotides. RefSeq names its product LALA0S13e00188g1_1 (gene SKI3). The record is from RefSeq and is a predicted model, not a curated record. NCBI's taxonomy places the organism in Eukaryota, Fungi, Ascomycota, Saccharomycetes, Saccharomycetales, Saccharomycetaceae. Gene Ontology annotation, molecular function: protein binding. Gene Ontology annotation, cellular component: Ski complex. Bases 1 to 4221 code for a protein of 1406 amino acids. The transcript has a single exon.